AUGCCGCUUCUUUCAUUUGCAGACUCGAGUAUUGUUAUGGCAGAGCAGUUCGGCCGCGAUGUGGUAGAUCAGACCCUGUCGGGCGGCGAGCUUUCGCCUUCCGGCGUUCCUGCGAGCAUCAAUGACAACAUAUCUGCUGGAGGGGACGUGGGGGAGACUCAACAUACCACAUCAAAUUUGACCACACAAGUAUCGACUGAUCCGCAAAUCAACGAUAAGACGAGGCACGCGCUUGGUUCUCAGGUGGAGGACACUGGAGAUCAUAAGGUUGCCGGAGGUUCUGCGAUGGUGGGUGCAUACGGAUUGGGAAAUGGUUUGAUCACGGAGCUGAACAUGGUGCAGGAUGCUUCGAAGCAGGGCAGCGGUUUGGUUGCUUCCAGAGCGCUUGAACUGAACGGAUUAACAUCGGUAUCCGAUGGCGGGGAUGACACAGCUUCACAGGGUGGUUCAGAGUCAGAUGCCAGUCGAACGGAUGGCAGACAUCAUAACCGCACUGGAUCUGUCAAGAAGCCCACAACUUUCAAGCCCGUGUCAUUUGCCAAGUUUGCGGUUGCCAAAGCCCCCGGGGCUCCUGCAGCACCGAAGGCACCCGAGAAAGUUCCGUCUACCUCUACUACUCCUCUUGGUACCCCUCAACCGACUUCACGGCCGCGCUUGGUCGCAAAGACCACCGCUGGCAUGCGAGACUCUUUUUCCAAGACCGGUGCAGGUGGUGGGAAAGGCGCAGCAGGACCUGACCCAAAUCAAGUUUGGAACAAGAAUCGUCCUGUCCAGCCACCCCCACCAAAGCACUUGACUGACGAAGAGUUGAAACAACAAUAUGGAAUCCACAUGACAUCUCGAAUUCAAGAAGACGGAGGUGGUACGGAGGCCAAAUGGGCUGAUAUUGAUGACGACGAGGACGACUGGGCUCCGGAGACGAUCGAGUGGACCGACGGAACGAAAGUGACUCUCACGCAUACCGAUCAUCCCGCACCGCCUGCAGACCUGAUUCCAGAAGAGUCAAAGGAUGUAGCACCGGUACCCGAACAGACCAUCGCAAGAGACCCCAUCAAGAUUGCUGCUCCGAAGCCGACCACGUCCGUGGGACCCAAUGCUACAGUUCUCAGACUUGGGGCCAACGCAGAACGACAGGCCAAGGCUGCGAGUAUCUCGUCGAAAGGAACGAAUGAUCGAGCACAAUCUGGAUCUACAAGCCCGGCUCCACCAGCCAAGUCUCCAUGGGCGGCUUUGCCUCCUGUUGAACGAGUAUCCCCUGUUAACCCACCCGUUCAUGUAUCUCAACCGCCCCGUGGCCCCGGUCCUGUCAGCCACCCACAUCGAGACGAUGUUCGCCAGGGUCCAUACGCACCGCAAGAGAUCGCCGCGGAUGACUUCAACCGGACAUGGCGAGAGAGUGCACCUGGUGCGCCUCGGGAGUUGUACAAUUCUCGGUCUGGACGCUACGAACCAGUACAAGACAAUCGAAGAGGAUCCUGGCGACAAGAUCAAGGCCCUCGUCCUCCUGCUGUUCUGCAACGACCCAAUCACGUGGAGUCAGGUGGUCCAGCGGAACCAUCUGCUGCAUUCCAGACUCAUCGUUCUACUCACCAGGAUGGUACGGGUUGGAAUCGACGCCGCACAUCGUCAAAUGUCAGUGGAGGAAGUGGAGGAUUUGGUCGUCGCAUGUCUUUUGGCCGCGAUGCACCACCGCCCAGGUAUAUGGAGGGUCGACGGGGAUCGCAAACAAAUGGUAUGGUUGAUCCAGCAUUGAUGGGCCGUGAACCUGGACCCACACAUGAAGGCCCUCCAUCACAACAGCACACUGCUGCCUCAUGGGCUGGACAGGCACCGCGGAGUGUGAGUGUUGCCUCAUCGGUCGAACAGGCUACCCCAGCUUCUGUGCCUGAAACUCCCCAGGAAGACCCACUUGUUCUACAGGAGCGAAUCAUGAAGGAUGCGCGUGCCCAAGCUCGACAGCGCCGUUUGGAGCAAGAGGAAAAGGAUAGGCUAGAAAGGGAAGAAAGAAUCAAGAAGAAGCUUGCUGCCUUGGGUCCACCCCCCGAGAAGCCUCAAUCGCAACGCAAACAAUCCGUCGAGGCAAGCAAACCUCAGACUCCUGCCCCACCACCCCCGGCCAUUCUUCACUCUCCUCCUCUUCACUCUCCUCCCAAACCUCCUGUUCCUGAACCAUCUGGCGCACCGAAACAGUACGGCAUGAUGAAAGUUCACCAUCCUGAUUCAGUCAAGAAGCUCGUCGCAGCGAACGAGCGGGAUCGUGCAACUGAGAAACAUACUGAAAAGCCUACCUCACCUCACUUGCGUCGCGUCCAGCCAUCUCCACGUGAGCAGAAGCGUGAGCUCGCCAAACAGCCCCAGAGCGAGACGCCAGAUGAAAUGGGUGAUGAUCACGGUCCUGGUUGGCGCGCAAAUUUGAAUGUUCCCACCUCCAACGUUCCUACUUCCAACGCUCCCACCUCCAACGCUCCCAACUCUUACGCCCCGUGGACCAACGCCAAUAUGCCUUCAAAUCCUCCUUCGGUGAACAACCCCUGGAAGCUUCUGAACAGUGAUCGGACCCUUGGCAACGGGAUAUUCGACCAGAGCCUUGGUGGGUUCCCGUCUCAUGAAGUUCCUCUCCGCGGUCAGCUCAAGUUGGAUCAACCAUCCGUGCCUCCCCAGGCAUUUUCUGGACCACAAGAAUCAGCUUCGAUCUCACCUCUGCCAUCCCCUGAGACUCGACACGCUCCCAUCGGCCGUCCAGGCCCGAUUGGCCCCCCUUCUUCACAGCAGAAUAUGUGGCAGCAAGAUUCUGGUCGUCAUGGUGGAUUGCCCUUGCCGGCGUGGAAUAACUUCGAUACACUGUCACGGGAGAGCACCCGUGCCAUGCAGGAACGGGCCCGCGCGCAAUUCGAGGCGAACAAGGGCAAGCCGAACCCCAUUGCUGCUUCCCUCCAGACAGAAUGGAAGCCACUUCGAGGAAGCUCGGCAGAGACUACCCAGAAGAAAUCUGUGAUUGGCAUCGCCCCCGGACCGGUGAACAACAACAAGAACGGUCCUCCCACCAACCGUCUGACCGGACUGGAUGCCCCUGUGGAUGGUCUUCCCGAGAGCCAUGCUCGUCCCAUUGCUAGCGUCCCAGCUCGCAGCUCGCGUUUCUUCCCGCAAGCCAGUGAGCAGUUAAAGCGCCCAGCAACGGAGAAGAGCGAACACCACCGCAGCCCAUCGCCACCUCCCCCAGAGGAGGUUUCGACUCACCCCGUGUACUUUGGUGGUUCUGGCCGGCCUUUGGCUCCCCCCGCGGCCCCGGCUGCUCCACCCACUUUUGCCUCUAUGGCAGCUGCUCCUCCACGCGGCCCCCCAGCUCCAGCGUCGGGUGCUAUCUCUUGGCAGGAGAAGUUUAAUGGACUCUUCGGCAAGAAGACCCCCGUUGAGAGAAAGUCCGCUCUCGCAAUUACGUCUGCAACCAAGGAGCCUUUGGAUGUCUCGCUGUCCGUACCAGCUGUUUCAGUCUCGCUGCCUAGCAUUGAGAAUGGCGUACAGAUCGGUGACGGUCACCUUGCCGUCCGCCAAGUCGAGGAACAAGAUGAGAUCUUUGAAGAUCGCGAGCCAGGCUCUCUGCCCAGCGUCCGGGUUCCGAACAUGGCUCCGGCAAACGCGUGGACGGCCGCUCCCGCGCCUCCACCUUCCCGCCAGCGUGCCAAGGUUCUUAAGCCGAUGCAAGUCCAAAGCAUUGAGCAGUAUGAGGUUGGGUCUGAUGAGAAGGAUGCAGCUGGCAACAUUCGCGUUGUGGUUCGCCUGCCCGGCGCUGCCGAGGCCAUGACACUGACUCUUCCGAAGAAAGCUGGAGGUCCUCCCUCGCGCCAACAGCAGCAGCCGCUGCAGCAGCGCAACUCUUCCAACUUCAACAAGACCCGCAAAGGACCGAAGCCCCGCGAUGCCUCGGGAAGUACUUCGGGUGCUAAGAAGCCCUCUACUCCAUCCCAGCAGCAGUCAAGCAGCACUGCCUCUUCAUCCCCUCGCCACCAGUCGCGGACUACAUCGUGGGGUCCCCGCAAACAGAGCGGGCCACGCGCCUAA
Molecule: messenger RNA, 4059 nt
Organism: Penicillium subrubescens
Lineage: Eukaryota; Fungi; Ascomycota; Eurotiomycetes; Eurotiales; Aspergillaceae
Exons: 4
Coding region: 1-4059 (1352 amino acids)
Source: RefSeq, a predicted model, not a curated record